AUGACAAACGAAAAACAAACCUGGUUUAUUACAGGCUGCUCCAGUGGCUUCGGGGAACAGUUUGUACGCCAACUUCGCGAACGGGGUGACAACGUCGUCGCCACAGGCCGGAAUGCUGAGAGCAAACUUGCGCACCUGAAGGAUACCGGUGCCACUAUCCUUGAACUCGAUGUUACGGCACCUCAGGAAGAGCUGAACGCGAAGUUUCAGCAGGCCAUCGAUAUCUAUGGGGGAGUCGAUGUACUCGUGAACAACGCGGGGUACAUUCAAUGCGGGGCUAUCGAGGAGCUCACACCGGAGGAUAUGAAACGAUCCCUCGACACUAACUUCCAUGGGCCUAUCAACCUGACCCGCGCUGCAUUGCCGCAUUUUCGCAGCAAGGGUGAGAAGGGUCAAGGUAUGAUCAUUUACAUGGGAUCGCAGUCUGGUUUUUGGGGAGAGCCAGCUGCAUCCGCGUACUGUGCCAGUAAAUUUGCUUUAGAAGGAGCCGUUGAAAGCCUCUCGAAAGAGCUAGGCUGGCUUGCACCAGGCAUUAAACCCCUCAUUAUAGAAGCAGGCAUCUUCAGCACUGAAGUCAUGAGGAAUAUCAACCAUGUUCCUUACCGAGUCGAUUUCUACCGGGGCCUUAACGACGCGUGUCGCGUGCGCGGAGAAGGCAACUACCGCAACCCACCGGGCAAUGCCGUGGAUUUGAUUGCCAAGAUCAUCCAGAUUGCGAAGGGAGAGGGUAUUGCAGAGGGCAAAGAGAUCCCAUUGCGUGUGCCGUUUGGUAGUGAUUCUCUUGGAUUCCUUAAGGAGAAGGCGCGGGAUAUGAUGCGCAUUGCAGAGGAAGGGAAGAGAUUGCCCGCAAAGGGCGAAUUCGCGGCCGCUAAAUUCAAGC
Aspergillus niger is the source of this 880-nucleotide messenger RNA. RefSeq lists its product as uncharacterized. The record is from RefSeq and is a predicted model, not a curated record. The annotation marks the transcript as partial. Lineage: Eukaryota; Fungi; Ascomycota; Eurotiomycetes; Eurotiales; Aspergillaceae. The transcript has 3 exons.